Molecule: messenger RNA, 825 nt
Organism: Artibeus jamaicensis (Jamaican fruit-eating bat)
Lineage: Eukaryota; Metazoa; Chordata; Mammalia; Chiroptera; Phyllostomidae
Product: voltage-gated hydrogen channel 1-like
Exons: 1
Coding region: 1-825 (274 amino acids)
Biological process (GO): proton transmembrane transport
Cellular component (GO): plasma membrane
Molecular function (GO): voltage-gated proton channel activity
Source: RefSeq, a predicted model, not a curated record
AUGUCUAUCUGGAACGCAAGGACAGUCACUCGCAGGGCCAAGGUGGCUCCCGCCGAGAGAACAAGCAAGUUCCUGAAGCACUUCACUGGCAUCGUGGAUGACUGUGGUGCCUGGAAGGUCAACUACAAGGAAGAGGAGGAAGAGGAGGAAGAGGAGGAAGAGGAGGAAGAGGAGGAAGAGGAGGAGCAGCCGCCACAAACGCCCACCUGGGGUGAGGAGGGCAGAGCUGCUGAUCCAAAUACAACCCCUGCCUCCCCGCCCAAGCGCCCCCUGGACUUCAGGGCCACGUCGAGGAAGCUCUUCGGCUCCCACAGGUUUCAGGCCGUUGUCAUUUGCUGGGUCGUUCUGGACGCCGCCGUCCUGGUGCUGGCCGGGCUCCUCCCGCACCCGAAGAUCGGCCAGCCCGACAAGAAUAACUACGCUGCCAGGGUGCUCCACUACCCGAGCAUAGCCAUCUUGACCUUUAUGAUGGAGAUGGCCUUUAAAAUAUUUGUUUUCUGCUUGGAGUUCUUCCACCACAAGUUUGAAAUCCCGGAUACCACCAUCGUCAUGGUUUUGUUUGUUGUCGACAUCAUCCUCCUGCUCCGGGAGCACGGGUUUGGGGCUCUGGGCCUGCUCCUCCUGCUCCCGCUGCCGUGCGAGGCCAGGAUCAUCAACGGGACAAUUAUCUUGGUUAAGACACGUUCCCAACGGCAACAGCUAAGGUUAAAACCAAUGAAUACACAACUGGACCCCAAGAUCCAACACCUGGAGUUCAGCUGCUCCAAGAAGGAAUGGCAGAUGGAAAGACUUAACAAGCUGCUGGCGACAGCACAGACUGCUUAG